AUUCAUGGCUGAAUCGAGUAAACCCGUAGGAAUCAUGCCAAACCAUUUGGAUAUACGCGAGAUCACUUUCACCAACUUGCUGCUGUUGGAUUUCAACCCUGAAGAAAUGGAGUCCAAAUACAGAGUGGUGUUUAAUCGUGAUAUGUUUGUAUUACCCAACAAGAAGGCCAUGGAGGUGGUUAUGCAUUUUCUUUUUACAAGACUUUAUCCACAGUUGGCAUACGAAGAAUUCAGGGAUUGUUGGCCAGUCCGUGACAAGAUCCUUGAACAGCAAUUUAGGAAAGUUUGUUUUAACUGGGUAUCUAGAAUACAGAAGGAAGAUCCAGAAGCAAGAUUACCAAGGAUAGUCCAAUCACUUUUCCAUUCUCCUGGAGGAGAUCGUUUCUACUCAUUCCUUCAUCAUUUUUCUCUGUAUGUUUUGACAAAAGUUAUGCAGCGUGCUCAUGGUAAAAUUAUCAGCAUUCCUACUUUUCCAACAAAGACUGUUCAUAACCAUUCUUUUACCCAUGUGAUGUCUAAAUCACUGGAGGCCCACUUCAUUGUUUUAAAGAAAAGAUUCAUAGAGUUUGCACAACAUGCAGUAGAAGUAGAAAAUCACUGGAAAGAAUUUGCCAUGGAGUCAACCAAAGAAUUCAGAAUUUUGGUUAAAAAGAAGCGUGAUCUUGAACGGCAUAUCUUGGAACUGGAUGGGGUUAUUGGAACAAGAGGGAAAAGUGUUGGUAUAAGGACUGAUUACCGGGAAGAUGUUGAAGCACUCAAAAGGACUCAAUAUUUACAAAAGUUGAUCCCUUUUGAUUGUAUGCUCACAAACAUGACGGGAAAAUUAAACCUUGAAAUAAUUAUGGAGAAUUGCACAGUCAUGUAUCCUGUCAUGAGCCUGCUUCAAGGUGAAGAACCACCUGAAGUUUUAGACAACUAG
Molecule: messenger RNA, 919 nt
Organism: Stylophora pistillata
Lineage: Eukaryota; Metazoa; Cnidaria; Anthozoa; Scleractinia; Pocilloporidae
Biological process (GO): spindle assembly
Cellular component (GO): HAUS complex; mitotic spindle microtubule
Molecular function (GO): microtubule binding
Source: RefSeq, a predicted model, not a curated record